Messenger RNA from Echinostoma caproni, 1206 nucleotides. NCBI's taxonomy places the organism in Eukaryota, Metazoa, Platyhelminthes, Trematoda, Plagiorchiida, Echinostomatidae. The record is from the annotation of a GenBank genome assembly.
AUGGUCUGGCAAAUUGAAAUGAUUCCCGGACAUCUUGAAAUCAUCCGAGCGCAUUUUGACUCGCAUAAGUGUCUUAGUUCCGAUAGUACCGCCCCCGUGGACACAAACCUACCGCUGGAUAGUCGCUUGAUGUACAAUGUGAUUCGACCCCGGACGGGACAACCCAUUCUAAUCAAAGAAGGAACUAUCUGGAAACAUUUGAGCGUGGACUGGGUCCCACAGACACCAAAAAGCGAUAACAAUCUGGUCGUGUUCACAAUCGACUCAAAUGAUGUACUGACCAAAUGGCACUUGUUCAAAUCGGAAGCCUGUGUAAUCGAGCAGAUUCAUAUGCAUCGUGAGGCCCAAUUUGGCACAGGCAAAACAGUCCAUAUGCAACUGAUUCGUGAUCAAUACAAGCCCAUCCUUUUGAUAGCCACAACAAAGUCUGUAUUUCGUCUGCCUGUGGCUCGAUGCUCCCGGCUGGGCCACGAUGAACGUGCUUGUGUGCUCCUUCAUGACCCGUAUUGUGCUUGGAACAGGCAAACGGAACAAUGCCAAGAACUGCUUGAAACGUCAGAAUUGCGAAAACAACUAGUGCGAUAUGAAACCUGCCCGUCCGAAUCGCAAGAUCAAACGGACGUGAUCGUUCAUGGAGCAUGGGGAGCAUGGGGACCGUGGAGUCCAUGUCAAAUGAGCCACAAUCGGUCCCUUCAUGCCAGACGACCAACCAGUCUUGAAUUUAGCCGACCAUCGAAAGCUUGGGAUUUGGCCGAUCCCCUGGUGGUAAAUGGUUGUCAGUGUCGAUAUCGCUAUUGUUCCGCUCCUUAUCGAUUUGGUAUCGACGCCCAAGCAUGUCCAUCGGAGUAUGCCAUACAAGUGGCCAAUUGUUCCACGGACGGCAGAUGGACAUCAUGGAGUUCGUGGUCUGGUUGCGAACCCGCAUGUUCUCCUCACCGAAAGUACGGUAGACGUCAAGAAGUGAGUAAAAAUGGACGAUUUGGAAACGAAGAAGAUUCCUAUCCCAUUCGCACUCGGCAACGAUGGUGUACAAACCCUUCGCCAAUGGGUGAACAGGGGAAAAACUGCCCCGGCCUAGGAAAAGAAUUGCAAACAUGUCCGAAGUCGGAGGUAACUUGUACAAGUGGGACGAAACUAUUUAAUAAUGCUAAUUUGAAAAUUUGUUAUGGUUUGAAGAAGAAUUCGCUAGUCCAACUGGCAAUCUAA